Phasianus colchicus (ring-necked pheasant) is the source of this 4596-nucleotide messenger RNA. RefSeq names its product RB transcriptional corepressor 1 (gene RB1). The record is from RefSeq and is a predicted model, not a curated record. Gene Ontology annotation, cellular component: Rb-E2F complex; chromatin; nucleus. Gene Ontology annotation, biological process: cell morphogenesis involved in neuron differentiation; neuron projection development; regulation of transcription by RNA polymerase II. Lineage: Eukaryota; Metazoa; Chordata; Aves; Galliformes; Phasianidae. Gene Ontology annotation, molecular function: RNA polymerase II transcription regulatory region sequence-specific DNA binding.
GUAGCGGGGCGUGGCGGGAUCGGCGGCCGGCCCGGAAGUGACGCGAAGUGCGGGCGUUGACGCGAUUUUCCCGCGGUUCGGGCGCCGGGGAAGGGAGGGGAGCGAAACGAAGCGGAGCCCCUCGGUGGCCGUUUGUACGGCGGGGGCCCGACGGUCACCAUGCCGCCCAAGCCCCUUCGCAGGGCGGGCGCCGCCAGGAGUCAGCGCACCAGCCCCGAGGGCGGCGCCGGCACCGCCUCACCGCCCGGCGGCACCCGGCUGGAAGUGGGGGAAGCGGAGUUCGUGGCUCUCUGCGAUGCGCUGAAGGCGUCGGACAGCGUGAGGGAGAAGGCCUGGAGGACGUACGAGAGCUUGGCGGCCGCCGACGGGGCUCCGGCUUAUAACAAAAAGAAGAAGGAGACAUGGGGAGUCUGUAUCUUUAUUGUAGCAAUUGAUCUGGAUGAAAUGACAUUCACUUUUACAGAGCUGCUGAAAAGUUUAAGCACAAGCGUGUGCACAUUUUUUCAGUUUCUCAAAGAGGUGGAUGUUAACAUGGAUACUGUAAGCACUAAAGUUGAUAGCACUGUAUCAAGGCUGAAAAAGAAAUAUGAUGUCUUACUUGCACUGUAUCACAAGUUCGAAAGGACUUGUGGCCUUAUUUAUCUGGAACAACCCAGUAGUGAGAUUUCUGCUGAACUCAGUUCUGUAUUAGUCCUAAAAAAUUACUGGAUUACUUUUUUGCUGGCAAAAGGUAAAGUGUUGCAAAUGGAAGAUGACCUAGUGAUUUCUUUCCAGUUGUUGCUGUGCGUCUUAGAUUAUUUUAUCAAACUGUCACCUCCUGCUAUGCUCAAGGAACCAUACAAGUCUGCUGUGACUGCACUGACUGUUAAUGGUUCAACUCGAACCCCACGAAGAGGUCAGAACAGGAAUGCACGUGCUUCAAAGCAAACUGAUACAGAUACAAAAGUUAUUGAAAUCCUUUGUAAAGAGCAUGAUUGUAAUUUAGAUGAGGUAAAAAACGUGUAUUUCACAAGCUUUAUUCCUUUCUUGAAUUCUCUUGGUGUUGUAGCCUCAAAUGGAUUACCAGAGGUUGACGUUCUCUCAAAACAAUACGAUGAGCUUUAUCUCAAAAACAAAGAUAUAGAUGCAAGAUUAUUUCUGGAUCGUGAUGAAACUCUACAGCCUGAUGUUAUAGCAUGCUCACAGUUGGAAAGAACACCAGGAAAAAAUAAUCCAGAUGAGGAGGUUAAUCAUGUACUUCCACAGACUCCUGUUCGAGCUGCAAUGAAUACUAUCCAGCAACUGAUGAUGAUUUUGAACUCGGCAACUGAUAAACCAUCAGAUACUCUCAUUGCAUAUUUCAAUAAUUGCACAGUGAACCCUGAAGACAGUAUCCUGAAAAGAGUGGAAAGUCUUGGCCACAUCUUCAAAAAGAAAUUUGCUGAAGCAGUUGGACAGGGAUGUGCUGAGAUUGGCUCACAGAGAUACCAGCUUGGAGUACGGCUGUAUUACAGAGUAAUGGAGUCUAUGCUGAAGUCGGAAGAAGAGCGCCUCUCAGUGCACAAUUUUAGCAAACUUCUGAAUGAUAACAUCUUCCACACAUCUCUUCUGGCGUGUGCUCUUGAAAUUGUCAUGGCUACAUAUGGCAGAACUGCUUCACAAAGUGAUGGUACCAGUGCUGAAACAGACUUGUCUUUCCCGUGGAUUCUCAACGUAUUUGAUUUAAAAGCUUUUGACUUCUACAAGGUGAUUGAAAGUUUCAUUAAAGUGGAGCCAAGCCUAACAAGGGACAUGAUAAAGCAUCUAGAACGCUGUGAACAUCGCAUUAUGGAAUCUCUUGCUUGGCAGUCUGAUUCACCUCUGUUUGAUCUUAUUAAGCAGUCAAAAGAACGAGAAGGUCAGACCGAUCAGCCUGAGCCCACUUCCACCCUGAAUCUGCCUCUCCAACAUAACCACACUGCAGCAGAUCUGUAUCUUUCUCCUGUGAGAUCUCCUAAGAAGAAAGCAUCUGGACACCCUCAAAGCGGUACUUCUAAUCCAGAUGCUCAGCCAUCUGCGACCUCACAAACACAGAAGCCACAGAAAUCUACCUCCCUCUCUCUGUUCUACAAAAAAGUGUUUCGACUGGCCUAUCUUCGAUUGCAUACCCUGUUCUUUCGGCUUCUCUCUGAACAUCCUGACCUGGAGCCAUUGAUCUGGACCCUCUUCCAGCACACACUGCAAAAUGAGUAUGAACUUAUGAGAGACAGGCACUUGGACCAGAUCAUGAUGUGUUCCAUGUAUGGCAUAUGCAAAGUAAAGAAUGUGGAUCUUAGAUUUAAAACGAUAGUUUCUGCAUACAAAGAGCUCCCCAAUACAAAUCAAGAGACUUUCAAACGUGUUCUUAUCAGGGAAGAGCAGUAUGACUCCAUUAUAGUCUUCUACAACUUAGUGUUCAUGCAGAAACUGAAGACAAACAUCCUACAGUAUGCCUCCAACAGGCCUCCUACGCUGUCACCUAUCCCACACAUUCCUCGCAGCCCCUACCAGUUUUCCAAUUCUCCUCGGCGUGUCCCUGCAGGCAAUAACAUCUACAUCUCACCCUUGAAGAGCCCUUACAAAUUCUCUGAUGGGUUUCAGUCUCCCACAAAGAUGACUCCGAGGUCCAGAAUUCUGGUGUCAAUUGGUGAAACGUUUGGGACUUCUGAAAAGUUUCAAAAAAUAAACCAGAUGGUGUGCAACAGCGAGAGCCACGUAAAGCGCAGUGCCGAGCCCAGCGAUGCCCCUAAGCCACUGAAGAGGCUGCGCUUCGAUAUAGAAGGGCAAGACGAGGCAGAUGGAGGCAAACACCUGCCCCAGGAGUCCAAGUUCCAACAAAAGCUUGCAGAAAUGACAUCUACUCGAACAAGAAUGCAGAAGCAGAAACUGAACGAUGGAAACGAUACCUCAGCCAAUGAAGAAAAGUGAGAUUCUCCUCAGGACCAGGGGCUGCUGCAGGCCCUCCCAGCUUUUGUUUUACUGCCUUCAUUCAUUGAGUUGCUUUUUCAGUUGCUUUUAUCUCAAACCGAUAGUUGAAAACCUUUGGACUUCUUUAUUUUUUUCAAGGUUUUUCAUGAUACUUUGCCUUACGAUGUAGCAUGUAUGCGAUGUAAGCCACUGAAUUUAAUUUAUACAUUUUUGGAGGAUUUUAAAAACCAGCUUGGAAAGUGUCUUAGUUUGCUGUUGCAGCGUUACGGAUUGAAGCCAGUUCAGUUCACCUGGAUUGAAUUUUUUCUGUCUCAAGACAAAAUGUUAGCUAGGGAUCUGAAAUGCACUAAUUUUACUUCUUAGAUUUCAUUUUAAUGUCGGAUCUCAAAGCAUUAUUUGCAAAUAUUGAAAAUUAGGGGUCAGAUACCGCAAGGAUUUCUGUCUGUGUGUGUAAUUAACACAUCCAAUUCCCAUUAACUUAAGCUGCACAGCAGCCGUGCAGGGUCAGGGAGAGGCCUUUUUGCCUGGAGAGGCAGAAAGCAGUGAGCUGUGCUGUACCUCAGGUACGUCCCGUUCUGCAGUUCCCCAGCUGUCACCCCCACACAAUUCAGAGGGCCCAGCUUCAAUUUCAUUGAAUCUCACAGAGAUUGAAUCCCACAAAGCAAAAAGGCGCAUUUCCAAAUGCAAAGUACCACGUUGUGCACUUCCAUAUGUUGGAAAACCUUGAUUUAAAAAAAACAAUAACAAAAAACAGAACACCCCCAACCUAUGUCACACCUCACACACAGAAGAUGGCAAAGAUCUCACGAUGUAGGAUUCUCUUGAACCUCACAGCACAAAGCUGUGUGCCUGAUGCGGUGCCUUACCCAAAAGGCAGAGCACAACAGGCAACAUGGGAACAAAUGUUUUUAAGUGUAUUUAUAAGUUAUGAAUUCAGAUAGUGGAUUUUUUUUUUUCUUGCAGUGAUAAAAGGUCUGCAGAACAGCCAGCUAAGAGAAAAGGAUGUUUUAUUUCUAGAGAACUAAAUACAAUAAAUGAGGUGCCACUUUUUUAAAUGACCCAUUCGAAUGAAAUCUAGCUCACGCAGCUGCUUAAAUUGAAAGUUAGGAUAGCAAAGCAUCCUGCUCAUCACACAGUAACACUUCUCUGCAUAGAAGGUGUUUAGAAAUGGUGUAGUGAACCUAAAAUGCCUACAGUAGUGCCUGCUGAAGACCACUUGUGGUGUUGACCAAAAGCUGAAACUGGAGCUACAAAAACCUCCGCAAAUGGCACACUGAUUGGUCACUGAAUUGUAAAAUGAAACUGAGUUAUUUUUUUAUUCUCAGCACAGCUUCAACUUUUGUCCUGAAGAAUGUACAGAAGUGUUAAGAGUGUUUAUUAUGUUUAUUUUUUCACUUAACAGAGUUUUACAGACAGAAUGUGUGUUACAUUGGGGCUCGCUGGUCCCAAGCUCUGUUACAGCAGCUGAAGUUCUUCAGUGAUCCUCGGGUGAGAGCGCUGCAGGCGCGACAUGACAGAGCCCCACACCUAACAGAUCUCCUAGUGCUUGACUGUGACACUGUGUGUGUUUGUUCCAACAGACUGAAGGCUUUACAUCAAAUGUAUGACAAUAUUUUAUACAACUCAUCCGUUUAUCUUCUUUCAAGAUGAAAUAAAAUAGCUUUUAAAAGA